This is a messenger RNA of Osmia lignaria (orchard mason bee), 18801 nucleotides long. It is a transcript of the gene Obsc, whose product is annotated as Obscurin. Gene Ontology annotation, biological process: protein phosphorylation. The record is from RefSeq and is a predicted model, not a curated record. NCBI's taxonomy places the organism in Eukaryota, Metazoa, Arthropoda, Insecta, Hymenoptera, Megachilidae. Gene Ontology annotation, molecular function: guanyl-nucleotide exchange factor activity; ATP binding; protein binding.
AUCGGCUAGUCUGGCGUUCGCCACGUAUCGCAAUACGCUUUUUCCCUAAGGAACAGAGCAACUCUGAACGAACAUGUCACGCGUGCUUGUCCGCUUCUCCUCGCAGUGAUCGUCGAUAAUCGUCGCGGAGAGAAACCGGGUGGUCUAGAAUACGGAACGUGUAUCGAUGGCGAUCAACAGAAUGAUCGAGUACUCGUGAGAAUCGAAUGACAUCGCGUGAUCCUGCUUGUCGAGGAAGGAAGAACGGAUAAGAAACUCGAAUCGUUUGUUUCUGGCCUGUCUGUACAAUUUCUGUUAUAACAAAGCCGUUUUUAUUGAACUACGAGGAAACAACGAUGGUUCCAUGAUUUUUCAUGUGAAAAAUGUCGAAGAAUUCUUUCACACACGCUCGAGUUAUUUUCGAUGUCUUCUUCAGCUAUUGUUAGAGGUAUACAAGUGUUCGAGGCUGUGCGAGCGUGAAGUUUCUUAAUUCGUUCUACGUCCGAAAGCCACGAGCAGAGUGCAGUGCACCGACAUGAUAAUUGGUGGUUGUGAUAGUGACCAGGUGGAAUGAAUUGCCAUGUCGAGUCGCAAAUAAACAGGAAACGUGUCUUCGACGAAUAAAUGGUGAACAAUCAUCGCAUUCAUUUGUAAUAUCGAAGAGCAUUCGGAUAGUCUAAAUUUGUAUUUCAAUAAUCUGGAAGAUAUCUGUGCUCAGUAUUUCGUGUCUGAAAACAAGGCCGAAUAUAACUCGUCGAAUCCGACAGGAUCAUAAAUAAUAACGUAACACCGACGCGAUGGAACGAGUGGUCGUUUGACAAUCACGAGGCAAAUAUGUCAAGCUAGCAUUUGUCAUUGGCUCUCUGGCCAAUCUUAUCCUGAUUACGGGGUAGCCAAGAAUCCGUGGGACCCGGGAAAUCGUGGGGUCACUUGGGUGUCUGUCGAACGAGGCGCAUCACCGAAGAAAAAAGAAUACGAGACACUUUUCUACGACGAGGAAAUCACCGAAUUGGCUGUGUACCAGGGGACGAAACGAAGAAGAGCUCCCGCGGAAUCCUCGAAGGCAUCCCGCACGUAAAAAUAAACUGUGCCUUCUCGAAGCGACGCGAGCCGGUCGCGGGUUUCGACGAAAAACUUUUUAACGAGCACCCGAUGAAAACUACGCGGAAUCGUACGAAAGAGAGAUUACGAUAAAAAUAAGCGGAAACUAGCGGGGUCAAGAGACGUGCUCGUACGAGACACCUCGAGGAGUUCUGAAUAAAAAGUGAUCAUCCUCGAACAAAAAAAUUUCGUACAAGAAAUCACUGCUUGUAGAUGGAAAGAUGAGAUGCGUUGAUGAAGUUUAAGAUCGAGCUGUACCACGGUAACGAGAGAUUUCGUCGGUCCACACGUGGACAAAUUAUGGCGAGGGAAGAACAAUCCGCACUGAUUCACUCCUCGACAGUGGACAGAUUGACUGACGGCAAGGUGAGCGGCAAAAGGAAGUCGCGGUUGAGCGAUAGAAGACAAGAAUUCAUCGUCUUCGCAGUUGGGAUGCCAAGGUUUUAGCGAUCAGCCAAUAACGAGAAAAGUUGAUCGUCAUCCAGCUACCGACGACAUUGAACUCUACUGAGAAGUAUUCUUGAACCUCGCACUGAAGAAACGAUUGAAUAUUUGUAGAGAGAACGGGAAUAGAUCGAAUCGAUGAUCCUGUGGAAUAAUUAAAGCUUCCAGGAAGGAAAAAUGUCCUUUUGCAGGAUAACAGGAAGAAGCAGGGGUCUCCCCAAGCCGAAUUACUUUCCUCUGUUGCCACCAAUUAGCCCGGCUGACGCGAAACGAUUCUGUCGCAUCACCGGAAAGUCUUAUGGUCUGCCUACUCAUCAUUACAUUCCAGUUCUUUUGGGUGUUCACACUCACGACAAGUCAAAAUGCAAGAUCACGAAUGCUUCCGGUCUAGGACCGCAUCAUUACACUGCUGGCUUCGUUCUGGGAGAGAAAAAGAAACACGUGAUCCUCAAGGAUUACCGUUACGUAUUCCCUGUCCUGGAGGGCCAGGGUGAGCAACAGCAAGCCUUAAGGGACUUGAUGCACGCGAAGCAACCACCCGUGGAAGAACAGGAUGCAAAGUUCGUGUACACCGUGGAGGAACGACGGUGUAGCCUCGUGUUCCCGUCCAGACUGGAGGCUGCGGUCAGGGACGGGGAUGUUAAGGACGUGAUGCUGUCCAGAGACUGCGACACGGUACUGUUCAGACUGAAACAGGGCAAAAAUGUGUCUGUAGAUUUCAAGAACCUGGAGGAUUUCGAGAAUCUUUAUGAUGGACUGGGACCACGCGAAGAGGUGCUGAAAGAGAGGGAGAGACAUGAAGCUGAAGCUAGGAGAAGGAAGAGGAAACGGCAGGCUGGACUGAAUUACGCGAAGAAGAUCUUCGAGGAGAAAGAGAGAGCUGCCGAAGAGGAAGAAUUGAGGGAAACGAAACAACUGAGGCUGAGGAGUGUCAAGGAAGAAGUAAAAGAGGAGAAGAUUGAGACUUGGAAACACGUUGAUCUGGAACAGGCUAGGAUCAGAGCUUGCGACUUGAUCUCUGUGAAUAGUCCUUUGAAGGAUGCAGCAAAGGCUCUGCCUGAAACCUUGGAUUGGAAUUCCUUUCAGGAUACCGUCAAAUCACCCUUGCAGCCGGUGGUGGAUAAAUUACCCACCCCCGUGAAGGUGGAGCCUCAGAUAAUAAAGCAAGGCGCCGCGUCCUCGUGCACCAGCCCUAUCUCUGAAAGCACAGGUGGAUUCGAGGCGAUAUCCAUCGUCAAGCCGUUGACACCACUAAAAGUGGACCCGGACCCGGUUCUCCAGUCGGCUAUACAGAAUAUUCCAGCGAACGAACUGAAGGAGGUGUCGAACGUGAACGUGAAGCUUCUGCAGGCUGGCGAGGUGGCGCUGGAACAGUUGCCCCGAGUGGAGGAGAUCCCGGAGCUGGUGCAGAACCUCGGCAAGGGUAAGGAGACAACGAUCCACAAGAUUAAGGGUCUGAAAUUAGACAUUAAAUCCGCGCAGAGAUUUAUUACCGGCCAGACUGUGCAGACACCGACCGGGCCUAUUUUUGUACCUGGCCAGACUCUGCAGACACCUCAGGGUCCUGCGUUCGUUCCUGGCUUAACCGUGAACACCCCUGACGGUCCUGUUCUCGUUCCUGGACAGAUUUUGACCCCUAAAGAACAAAGCAACGAAGAUACACCUGUAUUCGUAGCCGGGCAAACCUUGCUAACGGAAGAAGGUCAUAGAUUCCUUCAGGGUCAGACCUUCCACACCAACGAGGGAGCCAGAUUCGUCCAGGGUCAGACUGUGCUCACCGAGGAAGGUCCAAAGUUUGUCGCUGGCCAAGUGAAGGAGGAUGGAACUUUCGUUCCUGGUCAGACAAUCAUCACUCCUGAUGGACCUAGGUUCAUGCCUGGUCAGACCAUCACCGAUCAUCGAGGGGAACAGGUGUUCGUUCCAGGGCAAAGUGUCCAGGUCGGUGAGUCCUGGGAAUUUGUCCCUGGACAAUGUCUCGAAACUCCAACCGGAGAAUCCAUGUUCGUUCCUGGACAAACUGUACCCACCAGUCGUGGACCACAGUUUGUACCUGGUCAGUACGUCACUACCAACUCUGGAGAGAAUCAUUUCGUGCCUGGUAUCGGGAAGGACACCGGGGAUCGGGUGGAGUUCGUGCCAGGUAUGACACUGGCCACUCCCAAGGGUCAGAAGUUCGUGGAGGGUCAAGUGGUGAAGACAUCAGAGGGCGAAAGAUUCAUGCCUGGACGAACUAUGAUCACGGAGGAGGGCUUCGAAUUCGCUGCGGCGAGCAAGUUCGACGAAGUGGUGUUCCACGAUGCUGGUCCAGUAGGUAUACCGGUCGAUCCGAAAACAGCCAACGUUUCCAUCCAGCAGAGCGAGAUCUUUGGUCACAUGGUUCAAACUGAGAGAGGCGUAGAAUUUUAUCCAGAGAACGUGAAGAAGCUACCCGAAGGAAAGAGAAUCGUUCCAGGUCAAUUGGUGCGCGGUGGAAAGGAUGGUCCUCGAUUCGUGCCCGGUGUCAUGGCCGAAGAUGGUUUCCUCCCUGGUCAGAUAGUGAUGACAGAGAAAGGUGAACAGUUUGUACCUGGCCAGGUGAUCGACACCAGUAGUGGGCCUAAAUUUGUUCCUGGCCAAAUGGUGGAGACUCGAACGGGUGCCAAGUUCGUCCCUGGUCAAACAGUGGAGACCGCCGAUGGUCCACGCUUCGUUCCUGGUCAAAUCGUCGAGACUAAGGUUGGGCCGACUUUUAUUCCUGGUCAGGUGAUAUCCACAGAGGACGAGGGGUCCAGAUUCGUGCCUGGUCAGGUAGUGGACACACCGGAUGGUCCAAGGUUCGUCCCAGGACGCGUUGUGGAGUCUGGAGAGCUGGGUGUGACCUUCGUACCAGGUCAGAUCGUUCAAACGGAAGAAGGUCCGCGUUUCGUUGCUCCAGACUUAACGGACACACCUGAAGGAGAGGUGGAGUUCUCUGUUCAAGGAUUCGAGGUCACGCCUGAGGAGUUGCGACUGCUGAGGCCCCAGCAUCUGCACUACAACCCCCAUAUUCAGCAUCAGGGUGAGGCGAGCAUAGACGCUAGGAUGCUACGACAGUUGUCGGAGGCUGGAUUAUCAGUAGGAAGAAAGGUCGCCACGGAUUUACCGGCCGUCGACGUUGACGUGGACCCGAAAGCGGCAGCUCUGGAACAGGCACUCGAAAUGGCGGAGAAACUUGGACUACACGGUGGGACCGCGGUGAAAAUGGCGCAGAUAGUAUCCACCGUUGCUCAGUUAGCUAAGAACAUAGCCGUUCAACAAGAGCAACAACUCGAGGAACAUUAUCUGGAAGCUAAAUUCAUGAACGGCAGAAAGUCUCCUGUUACCAUGAACGAUGAGAAAAACGGUGAUGAACGAGAGGACUCAGACUACCAGAACGAUUAUUGGUUGAAGAGUGCGAUAAAAACAGCAAUGUCCAGUGCAGUCCUGGCAAUCACAGGUCAGUCCAUAGAUAACGGUAACGAGUCGAAGCAAGACUUAGUUUAUUCUUCCAUCAGCGAAGCUUUCAACGUCCUCCUCCGUCAGAAGGACACCAGCAUAGAAGAAUCCGUGGAGGAGAUCCUGCAGAUACUUCUGGUGCCUCAAAAUCGAAGCAACUUGUGUCAGUCUACUCUACUCGAGCUCCUGGACAGCAAGAACAACAAGGUAGACAUUCUGAAAUCCACCAUCAACGGUCAUUCCUUGAAAGAAGAAGUGGUGCUCGAUAGAUUAUCUAUGGUCCUCGAAGAGGAGCAUGGUAUAGACUUAGUGGGGCCAGCAUUUAGAACCGUCUCCAGGAACGAUCCGAACCUGGUCUCUCGAGUGCUUCAAAAAGUAUCGGAGGAUGUUUCAGCGAUCGCCACCGAGAGGGACGCAACUGAAACUGUUCACAGAGCUAUCGUUCAUGCGGUCAGAGAGUCAAGCGAGAUUCGUGUACAGGAGUUACUGAACGAUCAAGGAGAGAAUAUUAGAGAAAUGCUUUUGCAAGCAGUAGGUCUAGCCAGAGCCCUGGGCAUGUCCACCACCGCGAGUAGCCUGUUGACGGUGAUCAGUGACGAGAAAUCUACCCGUGCUUUGGCCAGCGACAGAGUAACCUUGGACGUCCUGAAGAGGCUAACCGUGAUGAGACAGCUGGCAGAAGAGAGGCCACCUUUUAUGAAUGUGCUUACGCAACUGUGCAGUGACCCAGAAUUGGCUAGAACUGAUCCUAGACUCAGGACACUCGUCAGAGAAAGCGCUGCCUUGAUGAUCGUACCCGAAGAAGGACCACUGCAAUCAUCCGCUGACAUACCAAGCGCUCUCCUUCACGCUGAUAAUAGUUUAGCUAUGGAAGAGUUCCUUCUGAGAAGAAGUCACAAACCCUCGAGCAUCUUUAUGAUAUUGAAGCAAGGUAUACAGGCUGUGGUUCCCAGGGAAGCUUCCAGAUCAGUUCUCACCGGCGAGGUGGCUUACACAGUCCUCGACGAAGAUGGCAUUCAUCAUUUUGAACCCCUUCACGUGUUCACCGCGCUCCGACUCAAUCGUCCAACUGCUCAUCGUUUCUCCAUGUACUGUUGUCCGGUUGCUAAAGAGGAGGACGUGGAUGUGGAGGUGUUGUCCACGUUCACAGGGACCACCUCUAUCGCUAGCAGUCUAGACGGCUCGGGUACCGGGGUGUAUCAGAAGCAGGAGAGCAACGGUGUUGUAUUGUCCAAGUCGGAUCGAUCGUUUGGAUGUUCUGGUAGCAGGGAGAACACGCCGAGUCUCAGGAGAUUAAGCAGUUUCCAGCAAGACAAUAGCUGUGAGCGGAAAUCAUUGGACAACUAUAUCGUGGUGAAGGAGUAUAAAAGCGAUGGUUUCUUCGUGAACGUCGGCGACAUCGUCGAGGCCCUGGAAUACGCCGAUCCAGCAAAGAAAAUCAAGCUGGAUCCUGAAUUGGAGAUCGGCGAGAUCGGCGAAACGCUGGACAACUCGGCCGCCUGGCACAAAUUGUCCGUUCGACCGCGUCGAAAGUACGCGGAUUCCCGUGCACGAAGUCUCCCAAGAUCGAGCUCAGAAGGCAAUCUCCAGAGAGUGUACGUUCGUACAGCUGACUCAAGGGAAGGAUGGCUGCCCAUGUCCAUCUUGAUGCAAACUGCCCUAAGCGAGGAGUCUGCAAUUGGACAUCGACCGGAAGACUCGCGAUAUCGAAGAGAGGCGGUAGUGAAAGAAUUAGUCGAGACCGAGGAAGAAUUUGGCAGGGAUCUUCAGCUGGUCGUUGAACGUUACUUGAAACCACUCGAUAACCCGGAUGUUCCAAGGGUCGUCCGUGAUAACAAAGACAUCAUCUUCACGAACCUCAAGCAGAUUGCUGAUUUUCACAAUACGGUGUUGAUCGAGGGUGUCAAGUACUAUGCGGAUCAGCCACGUAUGCUGGGAAAAACUUUCCUUAGAUUGGAAAGAGACUUUGAUAAACACGUGGCCUACUGCAGGGACGAACCAGCUGCUCAAGAGUUCAUCCAGAUGAACGACGUGGUACGAGAAUAUUUUGAGGAGCUGAGCCAGACUCUCCGUGACGACAAAAGUCUAUCGGAACACUUGAAGCUUCCGAUACAACGCAUAAACGACUACCAGCUCCUGCUCAAGGAGCUGGUGAAGUAUUCGACCCGACUAGGCGAAAAUUGCGACGACCUCCAAAAGGCUUUGGAGUUGAUGCUAGGUAUCCCUCAUAGAGCGACGGAUAAUAAGUUUAUAAGUAAUAUCGAAGGUUACAAAGGGAAUAUCCAUAAACUUGGAAGAUUACUCACGCAUGAGUGGUACACGGUAAUCGACAAAGACGGCAAAAACAAGGAAAGGUAUCUGUUCCUCUUUAAGGCUCGCAUACUCGUCUGCAAGGUCAGACGAAUAUCAGAAGACAGAUCGGUUUUCGUCCUAAAGGAUAUCAUUCGACUACCUGAAGUAGAGGUGAAGGAUCAUCCAGAGGACAUAAGGUCCUACGAGUUGCACAAUCCAGCGAGUCCUGCGUAUCCGAUUACUCUAGUAGCUCACAAGGAUCCUGUAAAAGCCUAUUGGUUGAAGGAAAUCCGACAGUACGCGAGCGAUGUGGUAGCACUCGCCGAACACGCUGCAGACGAUCUACAAUUAACCGAAGUACCAGAAACGAAAGAGGAAGUCAAGGCGAAUCCAGGUCCACAGAAGGUUGAAGGAAAUCCAGGACCUAAAGCAGAAGGUAAUCCAGGACCGAAGAAGGUUCAAGGAAACCCAGGACCAAAUCCUGAAGAGAGGUCUGUUGAGAAGAGGAACCCGGGAAAUCCAGGAAAUCCAGAUAAUCCUGAAGCUAAGAAGGCUAAAGUCGAAGAAGAAGGCGCAGACAUGUCGCGAAGAUACUCGUCGAGCCGAUACAGCUCUUCUUCAAAAGUUGUCGAAGAGUAUUCUGCGGUAUCAAGUAGCCGCAGUGCUUAUGUGGAAUCCAGCAGCGGGGUGAAGAUGGAGUCUAGCUCCAGCUCUUACCAAGCUGGUAGCGCUAGCUCUGUAGAAAGCAGAAAUGCAGCAACGAUCAGCCAGGGUGGUGUUACCUCUGCUGUGGAGACCAAAACCGUAGGAAAAAUCACCCAGGGUGGAAUAGGGAAGCCCACCUUUGUCAAGACCCUCCAGGGCAGCAGUGUUGAACCGAUACCAGAAAAUAACGUGGAAUUGAUACAAGCCGUAGCUGGAGAAAUGGCUGUUUUCGAGUGUACUUUGCUGCAAACCGAUUCAACUACCAGAGUGCAAUGGCUGAAGGACAAUAAACCCUUAGAAGAUAGACUGGCAGACCGAGUAUCAGCUUCUGCAACUGGGAAAACCUUCAGACUUCAAAUUCAGAAUGUACUCGAAUCAGAUUCGGGUAUCUAUAUUGCUAGGGCUAUGAACAGCGAUGGACAGUCUACUUGCACGGCCCAACUGAUCGUACAGAAACUUACUCCUGAAGAGAAGAAAGCAAGAGCGGAAGCCAAUGCACCCAUCUUCCUGGUGCGAUUGAAGGACACUGAACUUCUGGAGAACACUUACCUGCGCUUCAUGGUUAAAGUAAAAGGAGAUCCAAAUCCUGACAUGAAAUUCUUCAAAGAUGGUGUACUGAUCGACGCGAAUCAUCCUCGCGUAAAGAUCGUCACCGAACAAGCGGACAAAGGCUUCUACGAGCUGGUGAUAUCAGAUGUCCAGAAACAAGACGCUGGCAAAUACUCUUGCACCGCGAAAAACAAAUUCGGCGAGGCAUCCUGCGAAGCAACGGUAACUGUGUCCGACGACAAGAUGCUCUACCUCCCUGAGGGCUUCCUGGAACCCGGCAUGGAGCCACAAUUCACAUGGUUGCGCGAUGGUAAACCAUUCGAUCCUGAAGAACGAUUCAAAGUGCUGUUCCAGGAUAACGAGGAUACUUUAGCUCUCGUGUUCCAACAUGUAAAACCUGAAGAUGCUGGCCUGUACACUUGUGUCGCUCAAACUAGUACAGGAAACAUCAGCUGCAGCGCUGAGCUGACUGUCCAAGGAGCAGUGAACCAGUUGAUGAAAGAUCCGGAAAAGCCAAAGUUAGAAUCAGAAACGCGAUAUUCGGAGGCGAGCAUCGGCGGAUCGGCAAUGUUGGAACUGCAAAUCAGGGGAUAUCCAAAGCCAGACAUCAAAUGGACCAAGGACGGCCAGGAGAUCGUUGCCGGUGGCAGAUACAAGUACCUUUGGGAGGAUGAGGAAUCCAUGUCUCUGGUGAUCAAGAAAGUCACCGCCAAGGAUGCGGGUGUCUACACCGUCAGGGCGAAGAAUGAACUUGGCGAAGACACCACGCAAAUCGAGCUGAUCGUGAAGUCAGCACCAAAGAUCAUUAAGAAACAGGGAGACCUGACUGGCAUCGUAGAAGAAACAACCACGAUGACUGUACAAAUUGAAGCGACCCCUGCACCUGAGGUGAAAUGGUACAAAGACGGCCAAGAGAUUAAGGAGGACAAUCGUAUAAGCAUCACCAAAGAAGAGAACGAUACUUACAAGCUGACGAUAAAGAAUUCUCGCUUGGACGAUGCUGGAUCGUACUCGAUAGUAGCGCGUAACGAGGUCAAUCAAACGACAGAAAUAUGGAGAUGCAAAGUGAUAAGUCCACCGAAGAUGACGAAGAAGCUGGGUGAACCACAGAUCCUCGAAGAGGGUGAUACUCUUACGUUGUUCGUAGAAAUCGAGUCUCAGGUACCACCUAAUAUCACAUGGUACAAAGACGGACAGGUAAUUAGCCAAGACAGUCGCAUCAAGAUGAUUCAGGAAGGCGACAGGUAUAUCCUGAAGAUUACGGGUACAGUAGGCGAGGAUGCUGGCAUCUACAAAGCGGAAAUUAGCUCUGAACAUGGUGUGAUUUCGGAUGAGACCAAAAUCCAGGUACGAGGCAUCCCGCGAUUCAAGACCAAAAUGAACGACGUCACCGCGAACGAGGGUACAAAGAACAUCGAGUUCAUGGUAGAAGUAGACGGUUUCCCGAAACCAAACGUUCACUGGUACAUCGGCGACGUAGAGAUCACAGAGAAGAGGAAAGAAUUCACUCGCACCGAGGAAGGGGACGUCUGCAAGCUAACCAUCUCGGAAGCCAAGUCAGAAUUGAAGGGAAAAUACACCUGUAAACUGAAGAACGAAUACGGGGAGACUAAAAUUAGCUCAACGUUAACUGUGAACACCAGACCGAAAUUGUUGAAGAAACUAUCCGAUUUAAGAGUCAACGAAGGAGAUACCUUGAAGCUGAUAUUAGAAGUAUCCGGUACACCGGAUCCCGAGGUGAAAUGGUUCAAGGAUGGCAAGGAAGUGUCAGCGGAUGCACGAAUCAAGAUCACGAGGGACAGCAAACGAAGAGAAAGCUACGACUUGACAGUCACCCUGGUCAAAGGAUCCGACGGUGGUGUUUACGAGGUUCGAGCUGAGAACGAGCUCGGCUACGUCACCAGCAAAAGCAAAGUCAUAGUGAUGACGAAAACGGAAGAAAGCGUGGAGGAAACGAAGGAAGUGAAGGAGAGCGUCGAGAAGGUAGAGGAAGAAGAGAAGGAAGCAGAGAAAGUCGAGGAGAAGGUGAUCGAAGAGGAGAAGCAACAGGCCGAGGAAUCGGGACCGGAAGGUCGAGUGAAACUGGAGGCACAAAAGGUCCAAGUAACGCGGAGCCAAGGUGACACUAUCACAAUCUCCGUCGCCUCCACGACCAUCCACGAAGCAACGCUGACAGGUCCCGACGAGAGGCAUACGAUCAGCAAGAUGACCGCGACAAAGGUCGAGUGCCAGGAGAUGAACACGGACAGUCCUGGUGUCGAAGAGAUCGCCUCCUACACUUACAGCGUCCAAGAAGAGGAAUCCGUUCAAAAACCUCAGAACGGUGUGCUGAUCGAAGAAUUCUCCGAAGCCAGCGAGGAUAACAACAGAUCCAGACUACAGGUUCACCGUGGAGUCUCGAUCGUUUCCGUUUCCGACGACGAGUCGACUUUCAAGGCAAUUUCGAGGGACAUCAGUACGGAGGACAUGCAGUGCGCUGAAUUAUCCGAGGAUACGAAGCUUCUGAACGGUUCCUACGAAGAUUUCAAUGGAGACAGUCGUUCGGUGGAAGAGAAGAGUCUAGAGAACGUUAGACUUCAAAGAGGAUCGCUGAUCACCGAGACGAUCGUCGAGGAACGAUCUAUAGAUGAGUCGCCGUCUGAGAAAUCAAUUGGUAAAAGCUUGCAACAACCGCAGAAUGCUGUUUUAGAGGAGAACGGUAUGGUUAAGCAGAAAAUAGAGAGGAAACCCUCUGUGGAUCUUCCUGAUCAACCGCAGACACCAACGAUCGAAGAAUGUAAAUCAACGAGACAGAAAGCCGAACGAGCUAAUUCUAUCGACGAGAUUAACGAGAAUAAUGCCGAGGAACGUCGAAAAUCCGUUCCAAAUGGAUUGUCCAGACAGAGUUCCAAGAUAGAGCGACUGGAUUCUGUGGAAUCGAAGAGAGCGAAAUCGUUGUCGAGGGAGAGUUCGUUGAAAGGAACUCUAAGUGGAGAAGAAGAGGUCGACGAAGAGCUGGAGGCUCUUCUAGAUCGCGUUAAACGUCAACGCAGUGUACUCGAUGAUAUCCUUGAAAAGGAAUCGUCCAGAGAUUCAGCUCCUCCUCACAUCAUCAAAUCGACGCUCACCGAUAACUCGAUCUACGAAACCCAGUCAGUCGUGUUCGAAAUUCACGCGACGAGUCUCCCAAGAGCGGACGGCAAAUGGUUCAAGAAUGCGAAACCGAUUCGAAGCGGUGACCGCGUAAGGAUCACCAGUUCCGGAGAGAAAUUCACGUUGGAGCUGAAGAAAGCGACCCUCGAGGACGAGGGUGUCUAUUCGUGCGUGUUCACGAAUAAACUCGGCGAAGCAACCGCGGAAGGAUACUUGACCGUUGGUACCGUCGAUGAUCUUCGAAGGCCAAAGUUCAUCGAACCCUUGAACGAUGUGGAUGUAGCCAAAGGAAACUCUGGAGAAUUCAAGGCUAUAUUUACUGCUGAUCCUAUUCCAGAAAUGACAUGGUACUUCAAGGGUGAAGAAAUCCCACCAGAUGACAGCCGGCUGAAAUUCACCAUCCAGAACAAACCAGUGGCAGACAAACUGACAGAAACAACAGUCACGUUGAAUAUACCUAAAUGUUCCACAGAAGACACUGGAGAGUACACGCUGAAGCUGAAGAACAAAUAUGGCGAGGCUGAAGCUAGCGCUUUCCUGAAUCUCUUGUUGCGCCCUGAGGUCCAAGAACUCAAAGAUGUCACUCAGUCUGUUGGAGAUUCUCUCGAAUGGGAGGCCAUUGUUAAAGGAAAUCCAAAACCAGAUAUCACAUGGGCAAAGAACGGCCAGGUUCUGGAGAAAGGGGAGAGAUUCGAUUUUGUAGAGGAUAAAAGGAACAACAGAUUUAAACUCAUCAUCAAAAGCGUCGAGGUUGACGAUAAAGGAAUCUAUCAGCUAACAGCUAAGAAUUACUUGGGUGAAUCUAGUGCUCAGGGAACUCUGACGCCACACACUGAAACACCAACGUUCACCAAGACUCUGGCUAAUGUCAACUGCAAGGACCGCGACGAUCUGGAGCUGAAGAUUCGGGUAACUGGUAUUCCAAGACCGACGAUCACCUGGUUAAAGGAUGGCGAGACGAUCAAGGAAGACAGUCGUCACAAGAUAACGACCCACGUGGAUGGAAUAGUUGACAGUACAUUCUCCAUCACCACCUUCUCUCACAGCGACGUCGGAGAAAUCAGGUGUCAAGCAACGAACGUAGCUGGAAGCGCACAAUCCAAGUGUAAUCUGAAGAUGAAAUUAAUUACACCAACGUUCGAUCAAGGAUUACCUAAGUCAGCUGAAGUGGACGAAGGAGACUCAUUCGAGCUUAAGGCGAAGAUUGAUGGCAGUCCGAUGCCUGAGGUUGCUUGGUUCAAGGACGGAGAGAAGAUCGUUCCAGAUGAUCAUAUUAAGAUUGAAACGCUUCCUAAUGGCCUCACUAAACUUACAAUCGAUCGCGUGAAUCCUACCGAUUGUGGUGCUUACAAGCUUAUAAUAAGUAAUUCUACUGGCGAACACACUUCUUUGUGCGCUGUUGCUGUUAAACCUGCAAGGAGGAGACCGUCUUUCACAAAACCACUUGAGGAUACCAAAGCCAUCGUUGGACAGCCAUUGAAACUGGAAGCCCAGGUGGUCGCUUUUCCGAAUCCUCAAGUACAGUGGUUCAAGGAUGGAAUUCCGUUGCGCCAGGCAAAGGAAAUAUAUUUCAUGAACGAACCGAACGGUAUGAUCGGUCUCAGAAUCGACAAUGUUCGUCCGGAACACGCGGGCACGUACUCGUUGACCCUCUCGAACUCGCUCGGUGAAACCACUGGUUCAGCGAAGGUCGAGAUCGAGGAGAAAGAAAAACGACCAGAAUUUGUGGCAACUCUUCAACCACUGUCUGUGGUUGAAGGUUUCCCAGCAAAGAUGGAAGUGAAGGUUCUGGGAAAACCUCCACCGCAGCUUCAGUGGUUCAAGAAUGGAGAAGAGAUCAUACCCGAUGGUCAACGUAUCAAAGUCGUCAACCUGCCGGACGGAAGUCAAGCAUUGAUAAUCGACAAAGUGACGCCGGAAGACGCGGGCGAGUAUCAGGUGAUAGCAGGAAACACGGAGGGUACAUCUUCUUGCAAAGGUGUUGUCAGUGUCGUCGGCAAGCUUCAAUCGGAUGUGCCCGAGGAGAAACCUGCCUUUGUCAAUCCAAUGCGAGACGUGUACGUCGAAGAAGGUCAACCGUUGAAUUUAUCUGCCUCCUUCAUUGGCAAUCCGUUACCAGAGGUGAACUGGACCAAAGAUGGAGCACCUCUACAGCCUUCUGAUCGCUUGACUGUAACCUGUGAUGGAAAGAAGACCGAACUAGAGAUUAAUCCUUGCGAACCUAACGACACUGGUGUCUACGAGUGUCGCAUAUCGAAUCCACUCGGCGAUGAUUCCACAAAAUCCACGGCUAAUGUUAGAAAGAUCUUCCAGUCGCCUAACUUUACACAAAAGUUCAAGGAUCUUCAACAAUUGCCCACGUUCGAUGCCAAGUUCCUAGCCCGUGUAACUGGUGUUCCCCAACCAGAAAUCUCUUGGUACUUUAAUGACAAACCAAUCUCGCAGGAUAAUGACAAGUACAAAAUUAAACGAGACGGUGAUGCUUGUUGCUUGUACGUGAAAGACUGCACUUACGAUGAUUCUGGUACCUAUAAAUGCAAAGCGGUGAACAAGAGUGGUGAAGCAGAAUGCGUGGCUGAUUUGGCUGUAGUUGAUAAGAUAGAAAAGAUGCAAAGGGCCGAACCACCAUCGUUCUUGAAGAGGAUCGGUGACUGCGAGGUGUACAGAGGAAUGCCAGCCAAGUUCACAGCGUGCAUCACAGGCAAUCCAGAGCCCGAUUUCGAAUGGUACCGUAACGGUGAUAGAAUAUGGCAAACCGAUAGAAUCAGGACGGAACAGGAAGGUAGUUUGUUGCGUUUGACGAUAGCUAACGUCGACGAGCUGGACGCGGGCAAAUACACGUUGAGAAUAGUAAAUCCUCACGGUGAGGAUUCUUGCAGCGCAGAAUUAAUCUACGAAUCUCUUGAGCCUCGGGCGAAGAAGUCACUGGGAGACCAAUACGCGGACUUCGACAAAUACCGGAAAUCUGGCGUUCCGUUACCCUUAGCCGACCGUCCGAUCAUCAGCAGGAUGAUGGAUCGUCACUUAACGCUCUCUUGGAAGCCGUCCAUUCCCAUCGGUCCUCGUAUACCUGUCACAUACCAAGUAGAGAUGUGCGAGUUACCCGAUGGCGAUUGGUUCACAGCUCGUACAGGAAUCCGUAGCUGUGUCUGUGACAUCCGCAACCUUGAACCGUUCAGGGAUUACAAGUUCCGUAUCCGCGUGGAGAACAAAUACGGAAUCAGCGAACCAUCGCCGUUCGCGCAAACAUACCGCGCGAAAUUGGAGCCUGAUCCACCUAAAUUCUUCCCUUACCUGCCUCCUGGCAUCGAUUUCCGUCCAGAGACCAGCCCCUACUUCCCGAAGGACUUCGACAUCGAGAGGCCACCUCACGACAACUAUGCUCAGGCGCCAAGGUUCCUUCGUCAAGAAUACGACACCCAGUACGGCGUGAAGAAUCAUAAUUGCAAUCUAUUCUGGUUCGUUUAUGGUUACCCGAAGCCGAGGAUGAGCUACUAUUUCAAUGAUCAGCUGAUAGAGUCUGGUGGCAGAUACGAUCAGAGCUACACCAGGAAUGGUCAAGCCACGUUGUUCAUCAACAGGAUGCUGGAACGUGACGAGGGAAUGUACGAAGCUGUGGCUACCAACGAACAUGGCGAAGCUAGGCAAAGAGUUCGUCUACAGAUUGCAGAAUAUCCAACGUUUAUUCAGAGACCUGAAGAGACUAUCGUGAUGAUCAGGAGGACUGGACAGUUGAUUGCUCGCGUCACUGGUGUACCUUAUCCGGAGAUCAAAUGGUACAAGGAUUGGAAGCCUCUUACUUCCACUUCCAGAAUAAGGAUCGAGUUCAUAGAACCCGACACUUCAAUCAUGGUCAUCAGCGAUACUAUCUUGAAAGACGAAGGUCUCUACUCGGUCAGCGCGAGAAACGUAGCCGGAUCGAUAUCCUGUUCCGUUAUGAUUCACGUGGAAGAGAACGAACACGAGUACAGCUACAGAACGUACAAGAGGAAGGCCGAUAUCCAACCUCGUCAUGAUAAACCCUACGAAGACUACUACGAUCUGGGCGACGAACUUGGCCGUGGUACUCAAGGCGUAACUUACCACGCUGUAGAGAGAAGUACUGGAAGAAAUUACGCGGCCAAGGUGAUGCACGGAAGAGGAGAAAUCCGACCGUACAUGUACAACGAGUUGGAUGUGAUGAACAAUUUGAAUCACAAGAAAUUGCUGCGACUACAUGACGCUUAUGAAACUGAUCAAUCUGUUACACUCGUCUUGGAACUAGCUGCUGGUGGCGAACUAGUGGACACUUUGACGAAGCAGGCAUUCUACACUGAAGCAGAGAUCGCUGGAUACAUUCGUCAAUUGCUGUGGGGAUUGGAAUACAUGCAUUCUAAUCACUAUGCUCAUCUUGGUUUAACGCUUGGAGAUCUAUUGAUCUCGCACACAGGAGGCGACGAUUUGAAGAUCUGCGACUUUGGCCUAGCCAGAAGAAUCUCACAAACGAGAUUGAUGACACUGGGGUACGGAAUGCCUGAAUACGUGGCACCAGAAGUGACCAACAACGAGGGAGUAUCAUUCAGCGCAGACAUGUGGUCUGUUGGUAUCGUCACUUACAUCCUGCUGUCUGGAAUCUCGCCUUUCAGAGGCAACAACGACAAGGAAACGUUGCUGAAGAUCAGAGAAGGAAAGUGGGACUUCGAUGAUCGUUGGACGAACAUUUCUGACGACGCGAAAGAUUUCAUUCGUUCGUUGUUGAUGUAUAACGCUGAAAGACGAAUGGAUGUAACAGCUGCUCUGGCUCAUCCUUGGUUAGCCUACGCCGACAAAUCUCCAGCAGAUUUGUACAAGAUUCCGUCAGAAAAUUUGAAGAACUACUAUAAACUGUAUCGUGACUGGUACAACAACGCAUCCUGUCGCACCUGGUUCCGCAGACGCAAAUUAAACACAGCUUUCGAGCAUCCAUCGAGAAUGGUUUAUCCACCUGGCCAUAAAUAUACUCCUGAACCCAGCGACGAUAGAACGUACAGUCCUUUGAAGAAACCCUUGCCUAAACCCUGGGAGAGCAACAUACCUACAAGGGAACCGAUUGAUACUGAGAUUGGAAUUAUUAAGAGUGAAAGCCACUAUCAAAAUGGACCGGACACCUAUCUCCUUCAACUUCGUGACACGGAUUUCCCUGUACGUUUAAGAGAGUACAUGAAGGUUGCGUGCAAUCGUAGCCCUGGAUUCUCACGUUCCAUCGCCGAUGAGAACUUUGACUGGAGGACACCUAUUAUACACGAACGUCGUCGUUUCACGGACGUGAUGGAUGAAGAGAUCGAUGACGAAAGGCGAGCAAGAAUUAACAGAUACGGAUCACCGGACGUUUACACCCUGAGACGUUUGAAACACGAAUUAGGUACACGACUCGAUAGUUACGUAGAGGCGGAGGCGAUGUUGGAAUCCAAGAAAGAAGGACACUUGCCAUUCUUCCGGGAGAAGCCCCAAAUUAAACCCAUCGAGGAAGGAAAACCGGCUCAGCUAGUGUGUCUGGCAGUAGGAAAUCCUAAACCACUUAUUCAAUGGUACAAAAAUGAUAUAAUGAUUCAAGAAAGCAAUAGGGUAAAAGUUACCGAAGACGAAGACGGCAGAUCGAUACUCAGCUUCGAUACAACUAAGGAGCACGAUGUAGGCAGUUACAAAGUUGUCGCGAGAAAUUCCUUAGGACAGACUGUAGUUAGAACCAGAAUGGUAGAAGCGGCUGUUCCUUCCGGCCCUGAUUCCCCCGAGGCUUCCGACGUCUCCGACACUGAAAUACUUCUACGAUGGAAACAACCCAAGCACGAUGGUAACUCUCCGGUUUUGUGCUACCACCUCCAGUACAAAGAAGGCGAUUCGAUCGAGUGGAUAGACGUUGCCUCCAACAUCGACCACGAAUUCUACUUGAUGAGAGACAUGAAACCCGACACAAGUUACAACUUCCGUCUAGCUGCGCGAAAUCGUAUCGGCUGGAGCGAAAAGGGUAUCCCAUCGAAGCUGAUCAAAACCAGACCAACGGGAUGUCCAAAGGUACAGAUCACGCGAGCGAUGAGGCAUCUCCAAGAGCUGACGGAUUCUGGACAGGAAAUAAUACCCGACGAAGACAAGCCACACGUGGAUUACUCCGUCGAGGAACACCCUAUCGAGUGGUCGACCGACACGAAUCUCUCUAGUAAAUACAGCUUCAUCUCUGAGAUAUCGAGAGGUCAGUUUUCUGUCGUAGUGAAGGGUGUCGACAAAACCGCGGAUCGCGUGGUGGUCGCUAAAAUCUUGGAGCUACAGCCGGACACAGAGAAACAAGUGAACAGAGAAUUCGAGGCUCUUCGUUCGUUGAGACACGAAAGGAUAGCGAUGCUAGAAGCUGCGUACAAGGCACCAGGUUCUCCAGUCGCUGUAUUUAUACUUGAGAAACUUCAGGGUGCUGAUAUUCUUACGUAUUUCUCCAGCAGACACGAGUACACGGAAAAUUGUGUAGCCAACGCCAUUCUGCAGAUCUUAGAUGGUUUACAGUACCUUCAUUGGAGAGGAUACUCUCACCUUGAUAUACAGCCUGAUAACGUUGUUAUGUCUACCGUUAGAUCGGUUCAAGUCAAGUUGGUUGAUAUGGGUUCCGCUCGAUUCGUCAGUAAAUUAGGCACAUCGGUACCAAAAGCUGGCCACCCCGAGUACAGAGCACCCGAGGUAUAUAACGAGGAACUGGCUCAUCCUCAGACAGAUGUUUGGAUGGUCGGUGUCUUGAUGUACGUCCUCCUGUCUGGUGUAUCACCCUUCCGUGGCAAAGAUCCUGACGAGACCAGGCAAAAUAUACUGUUUGUGAGAUACAGAUUCGAACAUUUAUACAAGGAGUUGAGUCAAGAGGCUACCAGGUUCCUUAUGCUACUCUUCAAACGGGCACCAAAUAAAAGACCAUUGGUGGAGGAGUGCCAUGAACACAGGUGGCUGCAGCCAUCAGACUUUAUGACUAAGAAACGAGAACGGGCCGUGUUUUUAGGCAACAGACUGAAAGAAUAUAACGAAGAAUACCACGAAGAAAAAUUGAAGUUAGCGUCACAGAAUCAUAGUUUGGCUAGUGAAAGCCUACUAGGGUCUACGCAAAAACUUAUUAGAUCAACUAGCAUACAAGAAGAACUGCUCACCACGUUCUAA